AUCAACCGAGGAUGUUGAGUAAAGUCGUCGGACAAAAAUAUGUGUCUAUUGCCAAGUCAUGGAUCCCAACACUUGCUAUCUGGGGUACAGUCGGUGGCGUAGCUGUGGUCCAUUUCACAGACUGGCGAGUCGUUUUGGACUAUGUUCCCUACAUCAACGGCAAGUUCAAGAAGGACAACUAGGGGCAGUCAGUUUGAUGGAUUCUACACAGAUUUUGAACAAGGACUUCUGCAGCUGCUAAUUUGCAAAGCAUUAUCACAGCCAGUACUGUUCAUCCUGCUGCUUCAAAAAGUCUUCACCGCCACCAGCACCACCAGCAGCUGUAAUUCACUUGGAGUUCAGCAGUUCUUCUCAGCUUGGAAAGCAUGAGUGGGAAGACUAUGAACUUUUUUUCUUUCUUCAUGUGUUCGGAGGUCAGCUAUUUAUUUUGGUCAACGGUGUGCACAAAUUUUAAGCUGCCCUUCAAACCAAACUGUCUUACAA
This is a messenger RNA of Corythoichthys intestinalis (scribbled pipefish), 483 nucleotides long. RefSeq names its product cytochrome b-c1 complex subunit 10 (gene uqcr11). Gene Ontology annotation, biological process: mitochondrial electron transport, ubiquinol to cytochrome c. The record is from RefSeq and is a predicted model, not a curated record. The coding region runs from base 12 to 182 and encodes 56 amino acids. Lineage: Eukaryota; Metazoa; Chordata; Actinopteri; Syngnathiformes; Syngnathidae. The transcript has 3 exons. Gene Ontology annotation, cellular component: mitochondrial inner membrane.